CGUGGUGCCGGCGGGGGGCGGCGGGGCCCCCUCCUCCUCCUCCUCCUCGUCCUCCUCGGCCCCCGGUGCUGCCUCGGACAUGGCCGCGGCGGUGGCGGUGGCGGCCGCGUCCCGGCGCCAGUCGUGCUACCUGUGUGACCUGCCCCGCAUGCCCUGGGCCAUGAUCUGGGACUUCACCGAGCCCGUGUGCCGCGGCUGCGUCAACUACGAGGGCGCCGAUCGCGUCGAGUUCGUCAUCGAGACGGCGCGGCAGCUCAAGCGGGCGCACGGCUGCUUCCCGGAGGGCCGCUCCCCGCCGGGCGCCGCGGCCCCGGCCGCCGCCAAGCCGCCGCCGCUCUCGGCCAAGGACAUCCUCCUGCAGCAGCAGCAGCAGCAGCAGCUCGGCCACGGCGGGCCCGAGGCGGCCCCCCGCGCGCCGCAGGCCCUGGAGCGCUACCCGCUGGCCGCCGCGGCCGAGCGACCCCCGCGCCUCGCCUCCGACUUCGGCGGCAGCCGUCCCGCCGCCGGCCUGGCCCAGCCCCCGACGCCGCAGCCGCCGCCGGUGAACGGCAUCCUGGUACCCAACGGCUUCUCGAAGCUGGAGGAGCCGCCCGAGCUGAACCGCCAGAGCCCGACGGCCCGCCGCGGCCACGCCGUGCCGCCCACCCUGGUGCCGCUCAUGAACGGCUCGGCCGCCCCGCUGCCCGCCGCCCUCGGCCUCGGGGGUCGCGCCGCCGCCUCCCUGGCCGCCGUGUCGGGAGCCGCCGGCCUGGGCUCGGCGCAGCCCGCGGAGCUGGGCGCCCACAAGAGGCCGGCGUCCGUGUCCAGCAGCGCGGCGGUGGAGCACGAGCCGCGGGAGGCGGCGGCCAAGGAGAAGCAGGCGCCACCGCCGCCCUCGUCGUCCUCGUCGUCCUCGUCGUCGUCCGCGCACCGGGGCCAGGCCGACGGCUUGGGCGCCGCGGCCGGGGCCGCCGAGCUGGGCGCCUCCGCCGAGGGCAAAGGCCGCGGAGGGCCCGCAGAGCAGGACUGGGUCAACAGGCCCAAAACCGUGCGCGACACGCUGCUGGCGCUGCACCAGCACGGCCACUCGGGGCCCUUCGAGAGCAAGUUUAAGAAGGAGCCGGCCCUGACUGCAGGCAGGUUGUUGGGGUUCGAGGCCAACGGGGCCAACGGGUCUAAAGCAGUUGCAAGAACAGCAAGGAAAAGGAAGCCUUCUCCAGAACCGGAAGGCGAAGUUGGGCCCCCUAAGAUCAAUGGAGAGGCCCAGCCGUGGCUGUCCACGUCCACAGAAGGGCUCAAGAUCCCCAUGACGCCUACAUCCUCUUUUGUGUCUCCUCCACCGCCCACUGCCUCCCCUCAUUCCAACCGGACCACACCGCCUGAAGCGGCCCAGAAUGGCCAGUCCCCGAUGGCAGCCCUCAUCUUAGUGGCAGACAAUGCAGGGGGCAGUCACGCCUCCAAAGAUGCCAACCAGGUUCACUCCACCACCAGGAGGAACAGCAGCAGUCCACCUUCUCCAUCUUCUAUGAACCAAAGAAGGCUGGGCCCCAGAGAGGUGGGGGGCCAGGGGGCGGGCAGCACAGGAGGACUGGAGCCCGUGCACCCUGCCAGCCUCCCGGACUCCUCGUUGGCAGCCAGCGCCCCGCUGUGCUGCACCCUCUGCCACGAGCGGCUGGAGGACACCCACUUUGUGCAGUGCCCGUCGGUCCCUUCGCACAAGUUCUGCUUCCCUUGCUCCAGACAAAGCAUCAAACAGCAGGGAGCUAGUGGAGAGGUCUAUUGUCCCAGUGGGGAGAAAUGCCCUCUGGUGGGCUCCAAUGUGCCCUGGGCCUUUAUGCAGGGGGAAAUCGCCACCAUCCUUGCUGGAGAUGUGAAAGUGAAAAAAGAGAGAGACUCGUGACUUUUCGCUUUCAGAAAAACCCAAUGAUUAUCCUUAACUAAAACUGCUUGAAUUGUAUAUAUCUCUCCAUAUAUAUAUAUAUCCAAGACAAGGGAAAUGUAGACUUCAUAAACAUGGCUGUAUAAUUUUGAUUUUUUUGAAUACAUUGUGUUUCUAUAUUUUUUUGACGACAAAAGGUAUGUACUUAUAAAGGCAUUUUCUUCUUUUGUUAACGUUAUUAGCAUAUCUUUGUGCUUUAUUAUCCUGGUGACAGUUACCCUUUUAUGUAGGCUGUGACUUGCGCGCUGCUUUUUUAGAGCACUUGGCAAAUCAGAGAAAUGCUUCUAGCUGUAUUUGUAUGCACUUAUUUUAAAAAGGAAAAAAAAAAAAGCCAAAUACAUUUUCUGACAUUGUAAGAUUGCCUUACUGUCUGUUAUUCCUUACUGCUGGCCCCUGUCUCAGGCUGGAGGGCAGCUGACUGGUGGAGAAGGAAAGGAAAGGGGCACUGUUGGCAGGCGGGCAUGCUGCUGGAAGUACCGCCAGGUUGACCCCACAACGUUGUCCUCUCAGGAGCAGGAAGAUGGAUUUUGAAUCUCUGUUUUGUUCUUAAAGUUCCGUUCUGGGGAGGUGGCUGACUCUGAGAGAGGCUGUUGAGAGGUUUCUCAGGAGUGUGUGGCUGGGGGGUAGUUUUCCUGGUAGAGGCCCAGUUGACCGCUGUGCACUGUGCACGUGACCAGUUGUAAGAUGACAAUGCUGCAUGCUAGUUGGUUGCAUAAUACACAGGUCCAGUGAUGGAAGGCGGCUCCAGCGGGGGGUGGUGUGCACAAGAUGGCACUGCCAUCUUGGAGCAGAGCCUGGCUCUGCAGCGCCGCUCCUGCUUGAUAGCCACCCUGGAGCUUGGUUGGUCGGUGCUGUUGUUGUUUCCCUUGAAAGAGUCACAAGCGAAGUUACAGUCCAGGUGAACUCGGAGAUGAUGGCAUUGGUUCUGUUUUGUGUUUUGUUUUUUAAUCAUCUACCUGUAGUGCUAUUGCUGUGGAUCCUAUCACCUACACCCUGUUUCUAGUGAGUGCUAAAAUACAGUAUGGUACAAUGACAGUAACAGGCACCGUGGUGCUGCCAGGAUUGCCCGUGGGCAUAUCAGGGACAGCCCAGAUGUGGGUGGAGGAAACCUGUAAUUUCCUUCUUACAUGUAUUUGAAAUACCAAGUGAAUAAUACUUUUCUGGGGGAAAAAAAAAAAAGUGAUGAACUAGUGAAAAUCAAAGAAAUGAAGGAUUUUAUGUACUAGGCCCCCACCUCAAACUAUUUUUUGGAAGCCUUUUGUAAACUAACUUCUUUUGAUCACUGUUUUACAUCAGUAAAAUGAUUUUUUUAAUCAAUACAUCCUCAGUUACUAGAAAUAGUUGUCUCACAGUGAUACCAGGUGUUCUGUGCUGUUAUGAUUUAACAUUGACAGGAACACGUAAGUCCUUAUGUUCAGGGGUUUGUAACUUGGCCUUCCGAUUAGGCUCAAUUCUGACUUCUGGGUCUACCGCAGUCUAUGUGGAUCAUUCACAGAUUAGCUUCUUUUAAGUUGGAAAAACACAGAUUGCUAACCAACCUUGGUUUCUUUUUUUUAGUUAUGUGUUUGUCUUUUAAAUUGUUCAAAAUAUUUUUAAUGGUCAAGUUACUAACACUUGAAAAUCAGAUACUGCACCAAAUACAGUAUUUUUUCGUAGUGUUUUUAGUGAGUGCACCUAUAAUUAAUGCCAUGCAAAUUCAUGUUACCAGUCAUUGUUAUACUACAAACAGACUUGCAUGAUUAGCCAGUUUGUUGUUACACCUUAAAAAAAAAAAAAAGUUGGAGUAUAUAUGACUCGGAUCAGACUGGUCUCUCUUCUGUGAAUACACACCUGCAGAAACAGAGUCAGUUUCACAUACCCGUAAAGACAUUUGUAAAGAACUCAACUGUUACGGUCUGUUGUGUAAAUGUGUAUCUAGGCACUUUAUUAUAAACUGGAAUUUGACCUCAUAGAUGUUGCGACUUGAUCAGUCAUUU
Messenger RNA from Ochotona curzoniae (black-lipped pika), 3894 nucleotides. RefSeq names its product interferon regulatory factor 2 binding protein 2 (gene IRF2BP2). The transcript is spliced from 2 exons. The coding region runs from base 80 to 1879 and encodes 599 amino acids. Lineage: Eukaryota; Metazoa; Chordata; Mammalia; Lagomorpha; Ochotonidae. The record is from RefSeq and is a predicted model, not a curated record. Gene Ontology annotation, molecular function: transcription corepressor activity. Gene Ontology annotation, cellular component: nucleus. Gene Ontology annotation, biological process: regulation of transcription by RNA polymerase II.